AUGGUAACAAGAUGCUAUGUGAGAGCAUUCAAAGGUUUCAUUUUUUCCCUCUUUGGAGUUAUAUGUAGAAGUGUAUCCCUAAGCAAUCAGGUUGUGAAUGUUACUUCCAAUCCUUCUCCUACGCCUAUAUUUAUUUUAACUCAAGAAACUCAAAAUCUCUUUAUUCCUUCCCCAUCUUCUACUCCUUCCGAAUCCCCUCAAACUCAAAUCCUAAAUGAUGCGACUGUUAAUUUAGGAGAAACUUUUGAGUUGGUACCAUGGGAUGAUGGUAAUGAGCUUGUUGAUGAUCCUUCUGAGGAUGAUGUGGAUGUGGAUGAGGAUGCCCUAGCUAAUGACAUGACCCUAGAUGGGAAGUUUGAAAAGGAUAUGAUAUUUGAUAGUAAGAAAGCUUUGUUGGAAGCUGUUAGAGUCUAUCAUAUUCGUAGGAAUGUAGAGUAUAGAACAGAGACUUCUAAUCAAACUUCUUCAUCAUUGAAGUGUAAAAGGGGAUGUUCUUGGAAACUAAGGGCUAGACUAAAUCCUUAUUCAACCUCAUGGUUUAUUUCAAAGUACAAUGGAAAACAUGGGAAUUUUGUGUUGGAUAGUAACACUGUGUCAGCUGGACAUAUUCACUUGACGUCCUCUGUAUUUAACAAUGUAAUUAGGAAUUGUGUUUCCAAAGACCCUUCGAUUAAGGUGUCUGUCGUUCGACAAAUAGUGAAAGAUCGAUUUGGGAUAGAGGUCACUUACAAGCUAGCAUGGUGUGCUAAGCAACAAGCCCUAUUGUCCAUUUAUGGUACACGGGAGGAUUCAUAUUCUCUUCUUCCACGCUUUUUGAAAGCGUUGCAACAAUCAAACCCGGGCACCGUAGUUGAGUGGUUCUUUAAGGAAGACAAUGACACGGGUGUGUAUGAUGGUGAUAAGGGUAUCUUUCCACUUGCAUUUUCCUUGGUUGAGAAGGAAUGCAUAGCUGCAUGGUCUUGGUUUAUAGUGUGUAUUUGUAAGCAUCUAACACAGAAGAUGGGAUUGUGUAUUGUCUCUGAUAGACAUGUGGGGAUUUUAGUGACCAUGGAGGAGACAUAA
Molecule: messenger RNA, 1062 nt
Organism: Amaranthus tricolor (Joseph's coat)
Lineage: Eukaryota; Viridiplantae; Streptophyta; Magnoliopsida; Caryophyllales; Amaranthaceae
Exons: 4
Coding region: 1-1062 (353 amino acids)
Source: RefSeq, a predicted model, not a curated record